CCGUCUCACUUGACGCAUGUCCAUUGUGCGUGUGCUAACUUUAUUUCAUGCCGCACAGAUAGACUACUACUGUAUUUUUGCCAUUUAUCUUUCACCUCAUAUUUGGUCUCAAAUGCUGAUACUAUGGGAAUGCAUGAAGAGCAAUGGCCUCUUUCAAAUCAGGCGCUCCAAAAAGUUCCCAUAACCUCUGUGAAGCCUGCAGGGAACAGAUUAAUGAUGUGGUGAUGAACUACUCUCAACCCUGGAAGAAGAAUGAGGAAAAUCACCAUGCAUUUAUCUCCAACCUGAGCCGCUGGUGUGAAGGUUUUGACAACGCCAUCAUGACGCAGGCCAAUACCCACGUGGGGAUGAACUUUCAGUCCAAGCGCGAGAAGCUCCAGAUCACGCCCAUCAUUUUCAAAUCAUUAAUUGAGAAAAGUCCGUUCUCCAAAAAGUUAGAUACAUGUGCUGUGGUUGGCAGCAGUGGCCUCCUGCUGGACAGCGGCUGCGGGAAAAUGAUCGACGCGGCUCAGUUUGUGAUUAGGUGCAAUCUGCCGCGUUUGAACGACGAGUACAGGAUACACGUGGGCUCCAAGAUGGACCUCGUGUCCGGCAUUCUCACAGAAAGGUAUGGUGACCUGUCGGGACAACGGCACGACUUAGUGGACAGGCUUGAAAGCUAUGGCAAGUUCCUCCUCCUCCUCCUCCCCACCUUCUCCAGCAGCAACACACGGCUGGCCAAUUGGGUGGUAGCAUCUAUUAACCACAUUGAAAGCCCGGCCCGUCCCAUCUUCUUGAACCCGGACUACUUGCGCAAGCUGCACCAGUUCUGGAGAAGCAACGGCAUGAAAACGCAGCGCCUUAGCAUGGCCAUGACUCUGGCCAGCCUGGCGCUGGAGUUGUGUUCCAAUGUGCACCUGUAUGGCUUCUGGCCCAUCAGCAAUCACCCUUACAAACCCGACAACGACAUGAAGGCCAAAACCAACAGCCACAACAUGCCGACGGAGUUUGACAUGCUGCUGAAGCUGCACAGUCAGGGCGUGCUCAAGCUUCACCAGGGAAACUGUCAAAGCGACGAAAAGUAGUCCCAGUAUUCAGUCAAGUUUGACUUAGUUAAAAAAUGGCAGCACUAAUAAGCUCCUUUUCCACCAAAAGUUGAGGAUCCUUUAGUUCCAGGUAAUCAUAGUCGCUGUUUCAAAGUCCUGCUGAAUACAGUGGUGCCUUUGUCAUUAAACCGUUCCAGAAGGUCCAACUAAAGCAGAACGAUCUGUAACCAACGCAAAUUUUCCCAUAGACGAAAAUGACUAGGGUCUUUUGGUCCUCUGGCUUUCCCUGGUGGACAGAAGCAGCAUUGCAGCCAUUUUGUAUGUUUGCUCUCCUCCAAUGAGAUGGCUUUCUCAACCGAAAUGCAUUAUGAGAACACUUUAAAUUGGAUUUGUCAUACUGUAUAAAACUUGUAUUGCUACAUAUCAGUUUAAUGUUUGUAAGAUGAAACGGUGAGUCAGACUGGUAUAUUGACUAAUCACCUGCUGCAAUUUCCACGGGGUUCACAAGCUCCUGAGUUUAUUCGUCACUUACGGUACACAUUGACAUGCAGCAAUGUGAUGGUCCCCCAAGUUCUGAUAUUCCAGUACUCUCAGGUGGUUCUGAUGUGUGGGUGAGAGUGGCUACAAUCUGCUGUAGGUCCAUUCAGCAGCCUGCCACUGGAACAGCUGAUGGCUUGUGCCAACUGCUAGAGGGCAGACAGAGGGUUGGACUCUGUGUGCAAUGUGACUUGAGUGGGCAUGAGGCUGGGAUGGCAAAUAGAUAUCAAAGUCACUCCCUUUAUCAGUAUUACUGUUUGAAAUAUGGAGUCCAUAGCGCUGAUGGUAAAGAGUGCUACCUUUUGAGGACAACACCUUGGUGACACGCCACAGUUGCCUUUUGUGACUGUAGAUGGUGUCUGCUGGGUGCAGCUUUAAUGUUGCAAAUGAAUAAAUCCAGAUGGUGCCAAAGAGCUGUUAUUUAUACCCCCUGCAGUUUUGAGAGAAUGUGAGCCUGCUUAAACCACGCUGUCAUCUGCAAGGAAAUCACUGGCAGAUUUUUCACCCUCUAACAACUGCUCCACUCCCACACUAUAGCAGCUGUAGUUAUAUUCAGAUUGUGACUUCAGCCCCCGCGUUCUCCAAAUAUGUAUACCUACUUUUUUUUUACUGAUAACAUUUUAUAGCUCCUUUUGUCGACUGCAAUGUGCCCACCCCUCCAGUCAAAAGAACUUAGAGGAUGAAGACAAGCGUUACUGCAGGCUGUCUUGGGUUAGAUCGUUUUUUUUUUGGGACGCUUUUGUGUGGAGGAGGUGCAAUUAUACAUGCCUCUGUGGAAUGAUGGGAGGCUCUGUGAUCCACCCUGCGCGUCAGUCUGGUGCAGACAAGUGUGGACAUGAACUCCCCACAAAGGGACACUUGCAGGAGAAACAUGGGGGGGCCACAUGCAUGACUAAUGCUCUGGUUCAUAGAAAUAGAAGGAAGAGGUCUUUCCUUUUGUGUACAUUUGCAUGUGCUAAAAAGAGCUCCAUCUCAACAAGACUCACUGAAUCAGUGCAGGAUGUUUGUAUAUUAUCACUGAAUUGCGUUGUUGUACUGCAGAUAAUUCAGUGAAAUAAAUUCCACAAUGAUGCAAUGCUAUUCAAUCUGGACAAACCGCCUUUGACAUAUUGUGGUUGAGCCGACUGGCCUCCUUUGGAGCCGAUAAUAAAAAUCCUAUUUAAAAAAACAAAAACACAACUUGAUUUAUAACCAAAAAAAAUUUCAUAAUUUGGUUUUUAAGGCAAUUAUGUGUUUAGCAUGAUUUAUAGUAGUAUUGGCCUUUAGUUUUUCAUACAAACAUGUUCAAAAUACUUAGUGUAAAUGUGUGUGUGUGUGUAUAUACACAUACAUGCAAUACUGUAUAGACAGUAUGCACAUGUAUAUAUGUGUAUAUAAGUAAUCCCUCGUUUAUCGCUGUUAAUUGGUUCCACGACCGUGAUAAGUGAAUUUCAGCUAAGUGGAUUCCUUAUUUAUAAAUGGAAUAUUUUCAUUGUUAGAGCAGAGAAAACUUGUUUACGACCUUCUAAAUACAGUUUUUAACAUUAGAGCCUUUUGAUGUGAAAUAACAUACCUAUAAUCCCCUUUGCACUCUUAUAACCCAAUAUAGUAGACAUAAUCAAGACAUUUAGGAAAUAAAACACAUGCUCGUGUGUGUUGUUCCCCAGGGGAGCAGAGUGAGCGGUGGACAGGAAGUGAGUCCAGAGUUGAGUUUCAUCUUGCCGUGGGUUACGGCCGAAAGAGUAGUCCUC
Dunckerocampus dactyliophorus (ringed pipefish) is the source of this 3292-nucleotide messenger RNA. RefSeq names its product alpha-2,8-sialyltransferase 8F-like. The record is from RefSeq and is a predicted model, not a curated record. The coding region runs from base 144 to 1064 and encodes 306 amino acids. Lineage: Eukaryota; Metazoa; Chordata; Actinopteri; Syngnathiformes; Syngnathidae. Gene Ontology annotation, molecular function: alpha-N-acetylneuraminate alpha-2,8-sialyltransferase activity. Gene Ontology annotation, biological process: N-glycan processing; oligosaccharide metabolic process. The transcript is spliced from 7 exons.